Molecule: messenger RNA, 5488 nt
Organism: Eupeodes corollae
Lineage: Eukaryota; Metazoa; Arthropoda; Insecta; Diptera; Syrphidae
Gene: Gbeta13F
Product: guanine nucleotide-binding protein subunit beta-1
Exons: 2
Coding region: 803-1825 (340 amino acids)
Biological process (GO): G protein-coupled receptor signaling pathway
Cellular component (GO): heterotrimeric G-protein complex; cytoplasm
Molecular function (GO): signaling receptor complex adaptor activity; protein binding
Source: RefSeq, a predicted model, not a curated record
GAUAGGUGUUGGCCCAGCUGUCAAACACACACAAAUUUUUUUAUAGGAUAAAUUUUUUCUCUCGUUUAAGUUGAAAUCUCGGAAUAAAAAAUUGUGAUGAAUUCAUAUGAAAAAUAACCGGACAAAUCUAUCGAAAAAACACCAAAAAUUGUUUUAAAUUGUGAAAAAUAUUUUUUCUAUUUUCUCACACGGUGGUGCAAAUUGCAAUUUUGGUGUACCAAAGAAAAAUUUUUCUCGGUUUGGUUGGUGUAUGGUGGAAAUUUUUCUCUUGUGUAAAAACGAAACCUACGAACAUUUUAUAAAAUAUUCCCAAAGCGAAUCAAAUUCGCCAGCGUAAAAAAUCAUACAUUUAAAAUUUUGCACAAAUUAAUAUAAAAACGAAAUUCUAAUUUUUUCCCAAAACGAAAAAAAAAAAAAAUAUUAAAUUUGUUGGAAGUGAGCACAGAAGCGCAAAGAAAAAAUCCAAAGAGGUGGAGUGCGAGAAAGGGGAGCAUCAGAGCAUACACACUCAUCCAUAAAUUCUGUGAAGGAGUGAAAAAGAAGGCCGACGAACGGAGAAAUCCAGAGCAAGUGUAGCAGAGCAGUAGCCGUUGCCGUUGCCGUACUAUCAUAUCACCUGCACACCGGAUAGACAGAGUAAGCAUAAGCACAAAGAUCGAACGAACGAAGUAGGGAAAAUUUUUUCAAACAGGAACGAAAAGAAAUAAAAAAACAGGAAAGAUUUUUCCCCCUCUUGCUUUUCAGCAACAACAAAUUGUGUGUACUUUUUUAUAAAAAAGUAAAAAAUUAAUUUAACUAGAAAAUGAAUGAAUUAGACAGCCUGCGGCAAGAAGCUGAAUCACUAAAGAAUGCAAUUAGGGACGCCCGCAAAGCAGCCUGCGACACCAGCCUGGUGCAGGCCGCAAGCAAUUUGGAACCAAUCGGGCGUAUACAGAUGCGUACGCGCAGAACCCUACGCGGCCAUUUAGCAAAGAUUUACGCGAUGCACUGGGGCAAUGACUCCCGGAAUCUAGUAUCUGCCUCUCAAGAUGGUAAACUAAUCGUCUGGGACUCGCACACCACGAACAAAGUGCAUGCCAUACCGCUACGCUCCUCAUGGGUAAUGACAUGUGCAUAUGCGCCUUCCGGCAGCUACGUUGCCUGCGGCGGUCUCGAUAAUAUGUGUUCAAUCUACAAUCUAAAAACUAGAGAAGGUAAUGUGCGUGUAUCUCGCGAACUACCCGGACACGGUGGCUAUCUGUCAUGCUGUCGCUUCCUAGAUGACAAUCAAAUCGUUACCAGUUCCGGUGAUAUGUCCUGCGGUUUGUGGGACAUUGAGACUGGCCAGCAAGUGACCUCAUUCAUGGGUCACACUGGCGACGUAAUGGCUCUAUCACUUGCGCCACAAUGUAAAACAUUUGUGUCGGGUGCAUGCGAUGCCUCGGCUAAACUAUGGGAUAUCCGCGAGGGUGUUUGCAAGCAAACGUUUCCCGGCCACGAAAGUGAUAUUAAUGCCGUUACAUUCUUUCCAAAUGGUCAAGCAUUCGCCACCGGUUCCGACGAUGCUACAUGCCGACUUUUUGAUAUUCGUGCUGACCAGGAGCUAGCGAUGUACUCACAUGACAACAUCAUAUGCGGUAUCACAUCUGUUGCUUUCUCCAAAAGUGGCCGUCUUCUUCUCGCCGGCUAUGACGACUUUAAUUGUAAUGUCUGGGACACAAUGAAGGCCGAACGGUCUGGCAUUUUAGCUGGCCACGAUAAUCGGGUGUCAUGCUUGGGUGUUACUGAAAAUGGCAUGGCGGUUGCCACAGGAUCAUGGGAUUCAUUCUUACGUGUGUGGAAUUAAAAACAAAAACAUUCAAAAACACCACACACAAUUUUAAUUACACACACAAAAGAGUAAAUAAAUUAAAUAAUAUAUAUAUAUAUAAAUAUAUACAUAAAGUAAAUAUUAAAGCAACAACAACAACAAGAAUAAUUUAAAAAUAAAAAGCAUUUACAUAAAAAAUAAAUAACAAAAAAAUUACAAAAACCAUUAAAAAAAAAAACAAAAAACACAUUUAUAACAUUUUUCUUAUAAUAUUUAAGUCUAUAAUUUAUACAAAUUUUAUAUGGCCAUAUAAGCUAUGCAUAAAAAAUUAUCUUAAACUAAAAAAUAAAAAAAAACAGUGUGCAAAAAGGAUAACAAAAAAAUAAUUUAUAUAAAACUAGGUAAAAAAAAAACAAAACAAAAAACUGAUAAUGAGUACGUCUAAAGUAAAAAAUUAAAUAUUGAGCAAAUAAAAUAAAAAAAAACACAAUCCCAUUCUUUUUAUAUAAAUAUUAAAAAACAAAAUAGAAAACAAAGUAAUCUUUCAUUUUAGAAUUUCCAAGUAGAACAUACAUAUAAAUAUAUAAAAAAAAUAAAUAGUUUACCACUGAAAAUUAAUACUAAAACAAAACAAAAACAAAUUAUUUCGAAAAGAAUUGAAACAAUUGAAAAAAAAAAACAACACACAAAAGAAUUAUAUAAAAUAAUAUAUUUAUUUUCUUCCCUAUAUUUUUCCUAAAAGCAAAAAACACGCAUACAAAAACACACACAAAAGUAAAACAAAAAAGAUUUAAGUAAAAAAAAUACCUACUUCAACUUAAGAAUAAUAAUGAAUUUGUAAUAUGAGAUAUUAGCUUUAAACAAAAAAUAUAAUAAAUUUUAUGUUUAUUAAUUUAAAAAAAUAUAUAUACCAAAACGACAGCGAUUUUGCUUAUUUUAAAUUUUUAUGUUUAGUUUUUAUUUUUUAGUAUUUUUUUGCUUAGCUGUUGGUGAGACUAUAAAAUUGAACAUAGCGAAAAAUGUUGUAAUAUUUUGUAUUAUUUAAUAUUUGUUUAUAAUUUUAAAGAAACUACAAAAAAAAUAGAAUUCCACGCUCAUUUGUUAUUUUUUUUAGGCAUGUGCGCAUUAGGCAUGUGAGUUUUUUUUUAUCUUCUAUGGCUUAAAUAUGUUAUAUGACUUCGUUCUUGAAUCAUAUCUCACUAAAUUUUGCUAACUUUGUGCAUUGUUAUGCAUAUAUGGGGAUGCUUUAAACUCUUAAAUUAAAAAACAAUCUGAUAUGUGGUCAAUAUUUCAUAACCAUUGGUUAAAAAUUUCUCGUUGCUCAUUUUGAGCUUACCAGCGCCGCCCAAGACUGUAUGUCUCGAUUUAUGCUCAUAUCGUUUAAUAAAAGCUUUCCAUUAUAUUUAAAUAUGAUACAUCUCCCCUAAAAAUUCAAUCUUAAUACAACCAAGGUCCUAUCAAAGCACAAGUGAUGGGAGUAAUAGUCUUUUUGCAAUGCAUACAAAAGUAAUACAUAAAAUCGGCUCAUUUCUUGCCAUUUUUUCAUUCACAAAUAUCAACAAACAAAAAAAGCAACCGUGGCGGUUAGUGGUCUUGGGUUCAAUACCUGCCUCCCGAAAUAAUUCUUUUCAUGAAAAGUGCCUAAAACUGUAAGUCCCCUCUUUCCCUGGCAACAUUAAUCGCAAACAGGAAUGGUUGAGAGUUUUAAGUCACUAGGCCCUAGUUCUUCACGGACUGUGCCCCACCUAAUUCAUUUUUAAUAUAAACCAUAAAAAUUGUGAUCAAACAAACAUGUUGUUGCUUUGGACAGCAAUUUUAGUAAUCAUUUUUUUUAAGAUUAAGUUUAUACUUAGUCGAUUUAGAUCACCCUAUGGGGGAAUGGUUGAGAGUUGUAAGUCACUAGGUCCUGGUUCUUCAUGGACGUUGCGCCACCUAAUUUAUUUAUUUUUUUUUAUGGUGGACAAUUGUGAUUCAAUUUGCAAUGGCGAUUAUUUUAACCAAUAGAUAUCUAAUGAAACCCAAAAACCGCUAUGUACAUCGUAGUAGUAUUGUGUAUACUCAGGAGAAAUACGUUUUCAAACUACAAUGUUAAAUGCUCCACAAGUAUUUAGCUAUCAAGGGACAAGAGGGCACAUAAAGAAUUAAUUACCUUUCUUCUAUAGCUUAUUCUGAAUGUAGAAGAAAGAUUCGGCUAAACACUCAUAUCGAAUAUUGAUUGAAACAUUGAAAUAAACUAAAAAUGUUUAAAUUACAAUUAUUUGUAUUGAAUUUCAAAAGAACAAAUAUCAUUGUUAAUGAAUCACAUAUCAGCAUUUACUAACAACAUGAGUGUAUAAAUUAUUUAAAAACUAUACAUAAUAUGUAUGUAUAUCAUCAUUAAACAAAAUUUUACAAUCAACAAAAUGUGCUAAGUUUGUAAUGAAUUCCCAUUGACUCAUUGAUGAUAAAAGGAACAUUCCAAAAGAAAUAUUUUGUUUUUCUUUUUUUUUUGUUUCAUGAAAAAGUUUAGUAUGAUUGAGAAAUAUUAACAAAAAAAGGGUUGAAUUGCGUUCAAAAAUAAAAUUCUAUUGCUUGUUAAACUACUUUAUAAAAACCUGUUAAAAGAUUUUUGGUGAAAAGCAAGAAUAAUUUUGAAAUAAACAUUAAAUUGCUCUUCAUUGGAUACAUGAGUGGAAAUGGGUUUAAAAAGUUAGCAUUGUUUUAAUGUUAAGAUUAAUAAAAUCAUGUUGUUUUCAAUCAAAGUUUGCAGAUUUCACAGUUUAUCAAUCCCAAAACGACUUCAUGUGAAUGCAACUUAAUUUUCCACAAGCUAUAACUAUGUAUGUUAUGUUGCGGUUUUUCUUAUCCACCCUAAAAACAUGAGCUCACAAUUUUGUUCGGAUUCAGGUGCCCACAUUGACCAAACAUAUCACAAAAAUUGUAAAGCAAACAUUUAAGCCCCAAAGUAAUAAAACUUAGAAAAAGAAGAAAAUGACUCACGAGCUAUGCGUUCUUUUAGGUUGUCAUGCAUUUCAGUUUUUGUUGUUUUUAUUUCUUAACAUUAAUGCAUUUUUCUCUCAUUCCUUGCAAUUUUUGUUUGCCAUUUAUCAAUUCUCUACCUUCUUAUCUCUCUCAAACAAACAUAAAUAUUAACAAACACACAAAUGGACCACUCAAUUAUCUCUUUUAUUUUAUAAUUAACUUUUCCACAACUAUUGUUUUAUUUUAAAUUUCUAUUCUAUUUGUUUUAUUUUAAAUUUGUUUUUUUAAUUUGUUCUUUAUUUAUUUUUUAUUCGUACAAGUAAAAUAGAAUGAAAGAACUAUCUAAAUUAAAGCACAAAACAUUAUGUAAACUAAAUACGCAUAACAAAUGAAACCAAAACUUAUUAUAAAUAUAUAUUUAAAAAAUAAAACUACAUGCAUAUAAUAUUAAAAAAAAAAAAAAAAAAACAAUCAAAUGAAAGGAAUUUCUCAAUUUUAUUAUUUUUAUUUAAGUUUUAACUAUGUUUAUUAUAAUUAUUAUUAUUAUUAUACAUACUAUUAUUAUUGUAUUAAAAAAAUAUAUAGCACAAAACUCUAUAUACUAUUAUUUAAAGUAAAAUUAGUAUAAACUUUUAAAUUAAAUAAAGAAAAAUAUAAAAAUAAAAAUCAAAUAAACCGAUUCGAUGACACACAAAGCCACAAAAAACAUCUUUUUCAAUAAAAAAACAAAAAACAAAA